AUGAGCGCCCAAUAUGCUGAAGGGCCUCGCCUUCAGGGCGAAACACAGGGGCCCGACUAUGGCACUGUGCCAGUGCAACCCGAGGAUCUGGGUGGGUUGCAAGGAGCACCGCAGAUUAAUGGACAUCCACCUCCUGCACCUCCGGCUACGACGACGACUCCGGCAGUUGAGAGUGGAGUUCAUAGAGGCGAUUCCAGUAAUCAGGCGUGCGAGAUGGCGGCAGAAGGCCCAUUGCUACCUGGUGUGGCUGCAAGGUUUUCUCAGCAAGCUGCAUUGAAUGUGGGUAGCAGUGUGACUGAAGGCAGGCCAAGUGGGCUGGAAGCUCCUGGAGUGAGCCCCGCCACUGGGCAGGCGUCCUUUGGAGCUGGACCACCGCCAUCUGCAGGCAACCUUUUCCCAAGUCCUCUUCCUGGAGCCUCGCCGGCGUCGCAAGAGCCACCUGGACGCGUGGGCUUAGAGUCUGUUACGGCUCGUGCAGCUACCUGGAUGUCGAGGAUUGGUGACCUGUUUCAACAACGUCGCGUUGAAGUGCAUACCACCUGGAGCCCAGCUCAUGGGAGAGAGAACCCUUGGGUGGCUCAGCAACCGUUUGUGGCCUCCUCGCCACCUGCAGCACAAGAUCAACUGAGGGAGAGACCACAGUCGAAUCCUCCUUCUACUGGCUCUGCCGCGGUACCUUAUGAGGUGGUACAGGCUGAGGUUUCGAAGCAGUUGGAAGGGGCUAUGGGCGAGCUUUAUGGUACUAUGAUGGAAAAGUUGGAGAAUGAGCGUCGGAGGACAGAAGAGGCAGAGCAGCAGGCGCAAAUGCUACGCGAGCAGCUGGAGGUGCGGAUUCGCAACGACCACCGGCGCCAGAUGCUGGUCGAGGCCGGCGAUUUCUUCAAGGCUUGUUGGGAUUUGGGAAUGGUGGUGGUAACAAUAAGUCGAGCGGGCCAGGCCACGGCGAUGAUGUUGACGGCGAUCCCGCAAUCCAUCAAGGAAGAGGUAAUAGCUGUGGGAGGCGUUACAACCGUGAACUUGAUGGCGAAGCUCUUCUCCACGUACCAGCCUGGGAACCGCCAAGAGAAGGCUUUGGUUUUGGCUAACUUGGAGAAGCCCGGUGAAACUAGCGAUGCCAAAGGGGCUGUUGACUUGACAGGAUAUGCGGUUCAGUGGUCAAGGCGGACAGUGAGCUGGCUUUUCGCGUAUCGCUGA
This is a messenger RNA of Symbiodinium necroappetens, 1194 nucleotides long. The record is from the annotation of a GenBank genome assembly. NCBI's taxonomy places the organism in Eukaryota, Dinophyceae, Suessiales, Symbiodiniaceae.